CUAUAGUCCACAUCUUCUUCUGGCCAAGAAUUAUAGACAAGGACCGAGGACUGUGGGUAUCUGCUUCUUCCUGAUGGCAAUGACGACUCACUUAAUCGCAUUCCGGAAGCUGGCGGAUGAAAGUUUUUUGGAUCUCUAAUCUCAGUCGAAUGAAAUGAAAUAGCCGCAGAUGAUGCAACAGCAGAUCGUGUGCAGGAAGAAGGAGAAAGGUCGAGAUCAGAAUUAUCCCUAUAAAGUCAUCGAAGUUACUCCUCCUCCUAAAAGCCUUGGCGUUCGCUGCUUCCCUCCUAACUUGCAAUGUGGAGAUGGUGUGACAAUUGAAGGGCAAAAUUACACAAUCUCAGCAGUAACUCACAGGUAUCAGCUUCGAAAAGGUAAAUAUGAACCUUUUGAGAAGAGGCUUGAUGUUCUCUCCACUGGAAGAUACAUAUUGAAUUUAUAUCUUGAAAAUUUAUUAGAACAAUCUUAAAGAAACAAAUCAAGUAGAUUAAAAUGUAAAUCCCACUUUUAGGUCAAAUAAGAGAAAUGUACAACUUUUACUACUCAUCAUGAUGCUAUUGUAUUGUAUUAUUACUGCA
Lactuca sativa (garden lettuce) is the source of this 578-nucleotide messenger RNA. RefSeq lists its product as uncharacterized. NCBI's taxonomy places the organism in Eukaryota, Viridiplantae, Streptophyta, Magnoliopsida, Asterales, Asteraceae. The record is from RefSeq and is a predicted model, not a curated record.